This is a messenger RNA of Arabidopsis thaliana (thale cress), 645 nucleotides long. RefSeq names its product F-box protein. Bases 1 to 645 code for a protein of 214 amino acids. The transcript has 2 exons. The record is from RefSeq and is marked reviewed. Lineage: Eukaryota; Viridiplantae; Streptophyta; Magnoliopsida; Brassicales; Brassicaceae.
AUGACUGAGAAACAACAUGAUCAAGCUUCAAUGCGAGAAGAAGCAGUCCUACCUGAAGUAGUCGUGGCUCACUACGAAUGCGAAACUUGGGGUCUUCCACGAUCUCUAAGUUCUUACAUCUCUUCUUUCAUAACCCACAAAUUCAAUACUCAAUUCCCAAACGUUACACUCGCCGUGGCUUACACUCAUGUUGGAUUGAUUUUGAUCAGCUCUGGCAACAAAUUACUAACUUACUAUGUGGCUAAUCCGAUCUCAAGACAAUGUGUCGAAAUCCCUCAGCCUCCUCCAACAGUUGGUUAUUUUUUAACCUCUGGGCUUGUCACAAAACUUGAGGAUCACGUCGUUUUAGGUUACAAAGUUGUUUUGAUGGAUACAAGUAACUUGGACGAUGUCAUAAGUUUACUGAUAUAUUCAUCCGAGACAGGGUUAUGGAGUUUCAAAACCCUCCAAUCUCAUCUCACUUUGUCUGGUCUGAUAGAUUACAACCCUGUUAGCUUGUAUGGAAACCUUUACUGGAUAGGCUACAACAACGACUAUGGAGAGGUUGUUGUGUUCCAUGAUUUCUACGCGACUGGCACGGAAUCUGAUCGAUGCCAAGUUACACCUUUCCCUGACGGUGGAACGAAACCACCAAAUUUAAAAUGA